CACACACACCCUAUAAGCUGGAGGUAAAGGCGCGCACGCGUGGGUUCUGUGUUGAAGAUCCAGCGGUUGCGCCGUGCUCGUGGCCGUGGCCGUGUACGCGCGUGGGAGAACUCACACUGUUUUUUUCUCCUUCUUGCACGAGGACUUAUCGGUGCGGCGAUGGAAACGGUAAUAACGCGGCAAAUACCAUCACAGUGUUAAUUAAGGAGGAGCGAAAGUAGGAGAAGAGGAGAAGAAGAAGAAGCUGAGAGAGAAGAAAUGAAGACGCACAGAGCGGAGGACAGAACAUAGAGUGAGUGGACCAGCGCGCGCACACAGAACCUUCACAUCGACCGGGGGGAGAACAGAAGAUAAAUACCGUGUUAUAUUACAGAAGAGUUUUAAUUAAAAGGCAGAAGUGCGUGGAUCAAGAGGAAGAUGGGGUUCUGUUCAGGGUGCUGGAUCUCUGUCAUGUCUGCGCUGCUCGCGCUGCUGCUCAUCCCACUGGACGCACAGGCUAACUCUGUGCUGAGAAACAUGACCGAGUCUGCAAACUCCACCUCUGUGGCAGCAGGAAGUGAGGGAACAAAGCUGGAUGAGGAGAUGUCCAAACCAGUCAGCAACAUGUUCCUCAUCCUCCGUUCUGGACGCAAGCCCAGAGAUGGAGGGGAGCUCGGAAGUGGACUUCAGGAAGAUGAAAAUCCUCUGACCUCCACACCGUCCCCUACAGAGACGAUAACUGAGGACCAAAAACUCAGCCCUGACUCUGCAGAGACUGACCAUCUUCUACCCGAAGUGCCAAAAAAGGAUCUUCCUAGCAUGUCCACUAAGAGCCACUGGGAUGAAGAUAAAAUGGAGUAUGCGCUGUUAGAUUUGGACACGACUCAAGACUCGGACCUGCACCAUCGGGAGCCUCCGACUACAAUGACCCCAUUCCCGUCCCAUUCCCCGUCCCAUACCGAGUUCCUCACAGUGGAUUUCCUCGACACCAGAUCCCGUGGUAAUGAAUUCGUCCCUCCGUCUCCUACAGCCCAUGAGCUUCAGGGUCGCGACCCCACCUCUUGGGCAAUGCCCAACAAUUACGAAUACCUCACUGUCUCUCCCUCCUCAGAAGAAGACACCACCAAACCCGAAGAGUAUGACGAGGAUCUGACCACCACACCUCCACCACCUCCACCCAGGACCUUCCACCCUCACAUCCCAAACCCCUUUAUCCCUGCUCAGGAAAGAGAUCCACCCACUAACCAUAAGAAACUGGGGAAGAGCAGCAGUGCUGGGUGUCACGUGGGUUCUGUGCUCGUGAACGGAACCUGCAAGUCUCAGUGCGAUACCAUGCCGAAUUACUGUUUCAACGGAGGUCAGUGCUUCGUGCUGGAAGGAACUGGAGUCUUCUGCAGGUGUAACAUUCAGGACUACGUGUGGCACAAAGGCGCUCGCUGUGAGUCGGUCAUCACCGAGUUCCAGGUCAUGUGCAUCGCCAUCGGAGCCUCGGCGCUCACCGUGCUGCUGCUCUUCAUGAUCAUCGUCUGCUUCGCCAAGAAACUGCAUGUGCUCAAGACCGAGAACAACAAACUGCGCAAGCGGAGCAGCAGUAAGUACCGCCCGUCGUCGGAGCAGCACAAUGAUAAUUUCUCUCUGUCCACCAUCGCUGAGGGCUCCAACCCAAACGUAAGGAAACUGUGCGACUCUCCUCCUCAUGCUCGUGCUUUGGCUUACUAUGAUAACAUUAUCUGUCAGAAAACGAUGAGCAGAUACACCUGGGAGUGUAAGACCAAAGAGGAGCCGAGCUGUGAGGACGAUCCGAACUCCCAGAAUAAGCUGGAGGACACGGUGAAGUCUCCUCCACCCAAAGAGGACGAGUCUCUGAACAUCCAGAACUCACUCACCCCGAAACACGAGAACCACAAAGUUCUGGGUGAGGAGAACUCCUCGGAGGUAAACUCGCUGCAGAACAACAUGAUGUAGAGGAGAAAUCAAACGACAAACCACACAGAUUCACCUCCACCUUCGCCACCACAAAGUCUAUAAACCCACCCCCUUCACUCUUACACCCAAUGAGAGUCCACUUAUAGGUCCCGCCCCUUUUUCUCAAGUCUGUUUGCCCACUUUUGCCUCACCCUUUACCCACACACACACACACACACACUCACACACACACACACACACACACGUGAUAGGCAAUAUGAUUCAGUUCAGCGAUUCAAUUGUUUUGAACAACUGAUUUGAAUCAAUCAAACUCUUGAUUCACUUGAUUCCUGACUCACAGCAGCUAUACUAACCCUCACUCACAAAUCCUCUGUCUAUAAAUUCCCAUUUCCCUGAAGGUUUAACGGCUGAUAAAACAAUUACUUUCAUUUUUACAACAGUGGCUUUUAAAGAAUGAUUCAAUUAUAUGAAUGAAAGAACAGUGUGUGUGUGUGUGUGUGUGUGUGUGUGUUUUCAACAAAGCAUCAGGACAUCAAACCUACACAUCAUAUAUGUCAAUAAAAAAAAUACAUUAAAAGAAGAAAGAAUUUCAUUCAUUUUGAGAAACAUUCAGUAAGAAUCGAGUCUGAUUCAUGAACAAACGAUUCACUGCCUUUAUCUGUAAGGAGAAAUGAAGUGAGUUGAACUUUAUGAGAAAAAACACAUACUUUUUUAAUCAUCUAGGACAUGCUGCUCCUGAUCUCUGGUGCUUAUGAACUGAUUCAUCUGAUUCAGUUAAAAGAGUCAUUCAGCAAGAAUGAAUCAUUUACCAAUUUGAAGAGGAGUUUGAAUUGAUUCACUUUGAGUCGUUCAAAAAGAUUGAAUCCUAAUAUGCCAAUCACACACACACACACACACACACACAAAAGACACACACACACACACACACACACAAAAGACACACACACACACACACACACACACAAAAGACACACACACACACACACACAAAAGACACACACAAGACACACACACACACAAGACACACACACAGACACACAGACACAAACACAUAAAAGACACACACACACACAGACACACACAAGACACACACACACAAGACACACACACACACACACAGACACACACAAGACACACACACAGACACAAACAAAUAAAAGACACACACACACACACACAAGACACACACACACACACAGACACACACACACACACAAAUAGACACACACACACAGAGACACACACAGACACACACACACACACAAACAGACACAAACACAUAAAAGACACACACAAGACACACACACACACACAAGACACACACACAGACACAAACACAAUAGACACACACACACACACACAAGACACACACACAGACACAAACACAAUAGACACACACACACACACACAGGACACACACACACACACAAGACACACACACACACACAGACACACAAACACAAUAGACACAUACACACACACAGGACACACACACACACACAAGACACACACACACACACACAAGACACACACACACACAGACACACACACAGACACACAAACACAAUAAAGACACACACACACACAAGACACACACACACAGACACACAGACACACACAAGACAGACACACACACACAGACACACACAAGACACACACAUAGACACACAGACAUACACACUAGACACACACACACAGACACACACACACACACACACACACAGACACACACACAGACACACACACACAAGACACACACACAAGACACACACACACACACACAGACACACACACAAGACAAACACACACAGACACACACACAGACACACACACACACACACAGACACACACACAGACACACACACACAAGACACACACACAAGACACACACACACACACACAGACACACACACAAGACAAACACACACAGACACACACACAGACACACACACACACCUUUGAUUUCUGGCAUGCGUCGGUGUAUUUUGUAUAAAGAAUAAAGAAGACUAACCCGUGUAUGAGGUUUAAAGUGUAAAGUGUUGUGCUAUAGAGAGUGUUCACUCAGAGACUCGGUGUUCGGUGUCUGACUAAUUCAGUGUGUGUGUUUAAAUAUCAGAUCUCUAUCAGAUCAGCUCGGAUUGAUGUAAAGAUCAAAGCGCAGUGUGUGUCUCUGUUUCUUUGAUGUGAUUUCUAAUCCUUUGAUGUACUUGUUUUUAUUUUGUACUUUUUUGGAAACAGAUCAAAAAAAUCACACACUUGUUGAAAUAAAUCUUUUUAACAUGAA
Messenger RNA from Hemibagrus wyckioides, 4189 nucleotides. It is a transcript of the gene cspg5a, whose product is annotated as chondroitin sulfate proteoglycan 5a. The record is from RefSeq and is a predicted model, not a curated record. Gene Ontology annotation, biological process: nervous system development. Lineage: Eukaryota; Metazoa; Chordata; Actinopteri; Siluriformes; Bagridae. The coding region runs from base 418 to 1944 and encodes 508 amino acids. The transcript is spliced from 6 exons.